AUGGCAACUAAAUACUACAUCCGCCAGGGUGGAUUCUCGGACCUGAAAGCCACGGGUUCUAUCUAUGAACAGACAAUUGGCAGAUCGUCUCUUUUUGAGAUUCUUUUCCCCGGCCACCAAGCUGAGCCUGAAUCCUUCACGAAGUGGGUAACUCGAUUGUUUUGGAAGCGGUACUGGUCGCUUGGCUAUUCACUCAAGGUUCUGGCUGCCACCGACGAAAAUGAUGGUUCUGGCCCAAGGCAGACACAGGCAAGCGAGAAGCUGGUAGGCUUCACUUGGUGGGUUCGGCCGGUUGAAUCAAUGUCUUUUUAUGAGCGCUGGAUCUCCCCAACCGCCUGGGCAUGCUAUACAAUGAGCACGCUCAUCAAGUACUUGAACUUGUUUUCCCCAGUCGCGGGUCUCGAUUUCGGUCCCUUGGCCGCAACCAACCGCAUUUUUGAUCCAAUAACAGAUAGGCUUCGCAACACUCCCCGAAGGCGCAGCGCCUGGUUCCUCUCCGCUAUAUGUGUUGACCCGAAGUAUCAGGGCAAAGGACUUGGAAAAAUGCUUCUGCUAAAUGGUCUCAGUGAGGCUGAUCGCGCAGGCGUUGCGACCUGGAUCAUCGGGCUAGCGGGAGUAGAAGACUUUUACACUCGCCAUGGUUUCGUCGAAGCAGGAAGAGUGAAUGUGGAAGAUUUUGGGGCUUGGGAUGGUGGAAGUGUUAUGUUCCGGGAAUAG
Molecule: messenger RNA, 717 nt
Organism: Clonostachys rhizophaga
Lineage: Eukaryota; Fungi; Ascomycota; Sordariomycetes; Hypocreales; Bionectriaceae
Source: the annotation of a GenBank genome assembly